Lucilia cuprina (Australian sheep blowfly) is the source of this 936-nucleotide messenger RNA. RefSeq lists its product as uncharacterized. The transcript has 3 exons. The coding region runs from base 166 to 498 and encodes 110 amino acids. The record is from RefSeq and is a predicted model, not a curated record. NCBI's taxonomy places the organism in Eukaryota, Metazoa, Arthropoda, Insecta, Diptera, Calliphoridae.
AUUAAUCCACUGGUAAUAAUAACGGAACUCAGCCUUACAAGGUUGUCUUGGCAACGUGAUACGGAAAUUAAUACGAAACAAAACGAACAUCGAAUAUUAUUUAAGUUUUGAGAAAAACCAUUUAAUUGAAAACCAAAUAACUAAACAAAGAUAUAUAUAUUUAAAAUGUAUUUUCCAAAAGGAGUAAGUGUGUGGCAAAUAAAAGUUAUUACUUUCCUGUGUAUUACAACACUAAUUUUGGCUCUAACUACAGCCUAUCCCUCUAAGGAAAAUCUCAAAAUACGAAUACAUAUACCGGUAAAACAUCAUACCCAUGUCCAUCAUAAAACUUUGGUUAAAAAGGUGCCCCUGCCCAUACCAGUACCCGUCAAAGAGCACAAGAAACAUCAUGAUGAAUACAAGCGUAAGCAAAGUGAAGAGGAGGAACAGUUAGAUGAUGAGUUUGAAGGUUACGAUUAUCCCAAAAAAAAAAGAAGAACCAGACAUCCUUUUAUAUGAAAGAGCAGACAAAAAAAGAAACACAGAAUUUAAUUAUAAAAUUCAAAUAAAAUAAAAAGAAACGAAAGUAAUUAAGUGCAAUAGAAACAAAUACAUAAAAAAUAAACACCAAACAAUUAAUCAAACGUAGUGAGGAGCUCUGAUACAGCAGAUGGGUAUGAAGUGAAGCGAUAAAUGGAAUGAAUCUGUAUCUAUAUUGUUGUUAUUUAUGUUAAUUGUGUAGUUUUAAGAGAUUUUUUUUAUUUAAUUUUAUUUUGUUACUUUUGUUGUGACUUUUGAUGUAGUAGAUGUUAAUAAAGGCAAAAGGAAUGUCAAUUAAUUGUUAUAAUUGUAAGGAUUUCUGGAAAUUGUUUGAGAUAAAAAGAAAUUGUAAUAAAAACUAAAUAGUAAUAGGGUAUGUAGUAUAAAUAAAUAUUUAAAUAAAAAUUUAAAAUUUAA